This is a messenger RNA of Dictyostelium discoideum AX4, 822 nucleotides long. RefSeq lists its product as hypothetical. NCBI's taxonomy places the organism in Eukaryota, Evosea, Eumycetozoa, Dictyosteliales, Dictyosteliaceae. Bases 1 to 822 code for a protein of 273 amino acids. The transcript is spliced from 3 exons. The record is from RefSeq and is a predicted model, not a curated record. Gene Ontology annotation, biological process: negative regulation of canonical Wnt signaling pathway.
AUGAAAAAAGAUAAAAAAGAAACUAGUAGUAAUAGUAAGAAAGUUGAUAGAGUUGCAUUUGAUGAAGAAGAGAUUAGACAAGAGAUUGUUAGUAUUUUAGAUUCAACAGCAAUAGAAGUUCACAAAGAUUGGCAAAAGAAAUUGGAUUAUCAAAGAUUUAAAAAAGAAUAUGAAACAGUUGUGGACGAUUUACCAAAUGUUAUAAAUAUAUUUAUUAAACUGGAAGAAAUUUGGAACAUAAAUAAAUUUUUAGAAAAUCCAACUCAUUUCAUUAACCUCUUUCAAAUUAUGUCUUAUAGAAUAGAACAUACAAUUAUAACUUAUGAUGUAGAAGAAUUAAAAACAAUUGUAAUAUUAAAUAUAAAUUUAUAUCAUCAUCAUCAUCAUCAUCAUCAUCAUCAUCAUCAUCAUCAUCAUCAUCAUCAUCAUGUAAAUAUGUUUUUAAUAGGGACUUUAUUGAAAUUAAUUUGUCAAAUUUCGGUACUAGUUGCAUAUUUAGAUAUUACUCAACCAAAAUACGAAGAAAACAGUCAUACAAAACAAUUAAUUAGAGUUUUAGUUGAAGGUUUUAUGAAAUUUGUAAAAAGUUUAACAAUCCAAUAUAGAUCGAUUCAAUUUCAUGAUACACAUAUAAUUGCACCACAAAAAUUAAAAAAGUAUCCAAUGGUAGAAGAUAUUAAAACAUUAUCAGAUUCUUAUAUUCAUUCAAAUGUAUUUGCAUCCCUAUCGGCGAUAAAAGAAAUUAAACAUAUUUUAUAUUGUUUUUAUAAUUUUUUAAGAAUUAAUAAAGAUAACUGGAAAGAAGUCCAUGAUUCUCUAUAA